AUGAAACGUUCCUAUUGUCUAGAAUUUUCUGAUAAGAAUGAGUUUGCAAAGUGGGUGGUCCUGAUGGCCAGUUCAUGUCUUGUCCUCUGUCGGGGCGACGUCAAAAGAUACCGGGAGGAGCUGCUAAAAUUUGCAGGGCAAUGGCCAGCGGCUUCUUUAAAGCGACUUGACGUUAGUCGCCAAGACAUCGACUUAAUGUCCUGUGAACAUCGCAAAAAGGACUUGAAGGAUAAGAUUUCUUCUUUGCGAGCGCAACUCGCAUCAAUUACCGAUGCGCUAUUCUCUGUCAGCACUCAAGGUAAAUCUGGUAGACGCUACAGAGCGGUUCAGACGCUCCGAGAAUUCGUUUGUGAGCUGGAGCAAGAUGCUGAACUAUGGAAUAAAUUCGACCAUGCUACCAAGUUCGCGUUGUUCCUACCGCUGCGCUCAAAGCACGAGAUGCAGGAGCUAUUACGACUAUUGGGACAAUAUGUUAAAACGGUGUGGUGCGAUACGGUUGAGCGUGUGUUUUUAGUGAUGCAAAAGUAUCUUGAGGAAUCUAAUGGGACGUACGCCCUCCGUCGUGACCAACUGAUUGCUAGAGAAUUUCGAGCCUUACUUAACUAUUGGAGCUGCCGUAAAGCAGUACGUCAUUUGAAAAUAACUUGCGAGAGCAGAGCCGAACGAGUAUUUUGCGAAGUGGAGGAGAAAUCAGAACGACUUCAAAUCUACACGGGACCGACCCGCACUCCCAACCCUCCACGACAUAGAGAACAACCGAUCCUUCAGUAG
Messenger RNA from Plasmopara halstedii, 771 nucleotides. RefSeq lists its product as uncharacterized. NCBI's taxonomy places the organism in Eukaryota, Oomycota, Peronosporomycetes, Peronosporales, Peronosporaceae. The coding region runs from base 1 to 771 and encodes 256 amino acids. The record is from RefSeq and is a predicted model, not a curated record. The transcript has a single exon.